Messenger RNA from Rotaria sp. Silwood2, 1707 nucleotides. The record is from the annotation of a GenBank genome assembly. NCBI's taxonomy places the organism in Eukaryota, Metazoa, Rotifera, Eurotatoria, Philodinida, Philodinidae.
AUGGCGUUUCUCUUAUUGAAAGGCAUUCCGAGUCUUGCUGGUCAAAAUCAGGCGCCUCAAGCUGAUCCAGAUGAUUUUGUUGAUCGUCUAAACUAUCGUUAUACAGUUAUAUUACUCAAUGUUUUUUCAGCUAUUGUUACAAAUAGACAAUUCAGUUCGAAACAAAUUCAAUGUUGGGUACCAGCAAUGUUUACAUCAGGUUAUGAAGAUUAUACCAAUCAUAUAUGUUAUAUUACUAAUACUUAUUAUGUAAAUCAAACACAAAAAAUUCCCUCGACACGUACUGAACGACAAAGUUUACAAUUACUUUAUUACCAAUGGAUCCCAUUUAUUCUUUGUUUUCUAAGCAUUCUUUUUUACAUUCCAAAUCUUGUUUGGCAAUCAUUAAUGACGCGUAGUGGUUUGGAUUUAAAAGAUAUAAUUGAAGCUGGUAAAAGUUAUAAAUCAAUUGAUCGAAUGGAUAAAAGACGUAAAAUAAUGGAUUAUAUAAUUGCAUCUAUCGAUGAAUUUAUUGAUGAUCCAAGACGUGGACGAGAAAAUCGAAAUUUAAGUUUACUUCGACGUAUACAAGCUGUUUUUUGUUGUAUGUAUGGAAAAUUUCAAGGAAAUUAUUUUAUGAUGGUUUAUUUAUUAACAAAAGUUCUUUAUGUUGUUAAUUCCAUUGGACAAUUAGCAUUAUUUAAUGAAAUGCUUGGAAUUAAAUAUUAUCGUUAUGGAUUAGAAUUAUUACAAAAAUUAAUGUUACUUAUACAAAAUCAACCAUUACAACAAUCCUAUCGACACCAAGGUGGUCUUUCAAAAUAUUUUCCUAAAGUAACUCUAUGCGAUUUUGAAGUACGUGAACCAAAUCAUCUUUAUAAUUCUCACCGAUAUACAGUUGAAUGUGUAUUACCAAAUAAUUUAUUAUUUGAACAAUUAUUUACAUUUUUAUUUUUUUGGUAUACAAUGAUAGUUAUAUUAAAUUUAAUAUCAUUAUUUACAUGGUCAUAUUCAUUUAUACGUCCUGUACGAAUAAAAUAUGUUACAACAAGAUUAAAAUUAAUAUUAAUAAGAAAUUUACGAAAAGGUUUAAUAACAAAUGAAAAUAAUACUCAACAAUCUCAACAAUUAAUAAGUGAUGAUUCACUUUUACAUCGUGAUGAUUCACAUGCGGAUUUUGCACGAAAUUAUUUAAAAUGUGAUGGAAUAUUUGUUUUACGUUUAUUAGAAACUAAUACAUCAGAUUUUGUUGUAACACAUGUUAUUGAAGAAUUAUUUUAUUCAUAUGAAAAAAAAGCAUCACAACCAGUUGUUCUUGAAGGUCUAGCAAAAAUGAUGUCAACACUUGGUCCUGAUCAAGGUUUAUUAAGUUUAGGAAAAUUACUUUUUUUACCUGUUAUGUCUGAUCCUAAAAUUGCUGCAACAUUCGGUGGUGGAUUUACUAUAACUGAUAAUAACAAUAAAAUGCUACUACCAAGUUUAACUACAACAACAGAUGAUCCUCUUCGUGAUGCACCUAAAUUACUUGUACCACCAACUCCUUCACGUCGACGUUCAUCAAUCGUUACAACAAUAUCACAACGAUCACCUACAGGUUCAAUUAUUGAACAAAUUGAUGCAGUUAGACGAUCUUCAACUCUAUCAACAUCUCCUCAAGCAAAACCUAGUGUUGAUCAAAUAACUGAAUUAUUACGAGAACGUCGACAAAGAAUUAAACGAAAGAAAUAA